This is a messenger RNA of Chelonia mydas (Green sea turtle), 2527 nucleotides long. RefSeq names its product G protein subunit alpha i2 (gene GNAI2). Gene Ontology annotation, cellular component: heterotrimeric G-protein complex. The record is from RefSeq and is a predicted model, not a curated record. Lineage: Eukaryota; Metazoa; Chordata; Testudines; Cheloniidae. Bases 117 to 1328 code for a protein of 403 amino acids. Gene Ontology annotation, biological process: adenylate cyclase-modulating G protein-coupled receptor signaling pathway; gamma-aminobutyric acid signaling pathway. The transcript has 10 exons. Gene Ontology annotation, molecular function: GTPase activity; GTP binding; G-protein beta/gamma-subunit complex binding.
CCCCCGCGCCGGGCGGCCCCGGGCUCAGAGCGGCGGCGGCAGGCUGAGGGGACGCAUCGCAGCGCGGCGCGCGACCAGCCCGACUCGGCCGGGAUCCGCCUCAGCCCGGCCCCGCAAUGGGCUGCACCGUGAGCGCCGAGGACAAGGCGGCGGCCGAGCGCUCUAAGAUGAUCGACAAGAACCUGCGCGAGGACGGCGAGAAGGCGGCGCGGGAGGUCAAGCUGCUGCUGCUGGCAGCAGUGAUCAGUCUGGCAUCUGAACCUCCAUGGUCACUUGGAUCGCUAAGAGGUCUGAAAUGCAGCUCCCACCCUGGGCGUGGCCAACAACCUGGUUUGUAUGCUACACAACUCCACCCCUUGAGGAGAUGGAAGUGUAGUGGUGCAGGAGAGUCUGGGAAGAGCACAAUUGUCAAGCAGAUGAAGAUUAUCCAUGAGGAUGGCUACUCAGAAGAGGAGUGCAGGCAAUACAAAGCCGUGGUUUACAGCAACACCAUUCAGUCCAUUAUGGCCAUCAUCAAAGCCAUGGGCAACCUGCAGAUUGACUUCGGAGACCUUGCAAGAGCGGAUGAUGCUCGUCAGUUAUUUGCACUCUCUUGCACUGCAGAGGAGCAGGGAAUCAUGCCAGAGGACCUUGCCAAUGUGAUUCGGAGGCUGUGGGCUGAUAACGGUGUCCAGGCCUGCUUUAACCGCUCCCGAGAGUACCAGCUGAAUGACUCUGCUGCAUACUACCUGAAUGACCUGGAGAGGAUAGCCAGAGGGGACUACAUUCCAACCCAGCAGGAUGUGCUAAGGACCAGGGUGAAGACCACGGGCAUUGUAGAGACUCACUUCACGUUUAAGGAUCUGCAUUUCAAGAUGUUUGACGUGGGCGGCCAGAGGUCGGAAAGGAAGAAGUGGAUCCAUUGCUUCGAGGGCGUGACAGCCAUUAUCUUCUGCGUGGCUCUCAGCGCCUACGACCUGGUUCUGGCUGAGGACGAGGAGAUGAACCGGAUGCAUGAGAGCAUGAAGCUGUUCGACAGCAUCUGUAACAACAAGUGGUUCACAGACACAUCCAUCAUCCUUUUCCUGAAUAAGAAGGACCUCUUUGAGGAGAAGAUCAUACACAGCCCCCUGACCAUCUGCUUCCCCGAGUACACAGGGGCCAAUAAGUACGAUGAGGCGGCCGGCUACAUCCAGAGCAAGUUUGAGGACCUGAACAAGCGGAAGGACACCAAGGAGAUCUACACACACUUCACCUGUGCUACCGACACCAAGAACGUGCAGUUUGUCUUUGACGCCGUCACCGAUGUCAUCAUCAAAAACAACCUGAAGGACUGCGGCCUCUUCUAAUGGUGGAACGGCACCUGCUGCGGAAUGGGGGAAGGACUACUUGAACUGCAUGUACCGGAGGAGAGGCUGUCGCCGACGAAGGAAGGACUGCACCAUUUAACAACUUCUGCUUCUUGGUUUUUUGUGUUUUGUUUUGUUUUGUUUUUCCUCUCCUAAUAAAAGACUUUGGUUAAUGAUCAUGACAUGAAGGCAGCAAGCCGCCUGCUGCAGACCGUGUUUCUACCUGAACCUGCCUGGUAUUUCUCCCCCCUGUCCACCCCCACAAGGACAGAUCAGUGGCUGUAGAUUGGGACAUUUUCAUCCCGUUAAACUAAAGCGCAGCAAUUUCAAAACAAAAAAAAUUAUUUUGGGGGUGGGGGAAACCCACGUUUGUCAUUGUUUUUUUGAAACUGUGGUUGGAAUUGCUCCCGGCCAUCGUCACUUAAGAAAUCGCUUUCCAAAUGUUUACAUUCGAACCGUUGCUCUUUCAUUUGGGGCAGGGGGGGGCUCCAGCAAGUCCCUCAGGCUUCUGUGAUUUGCACAGACCAGCAAGAGAAAAAAUCAACAUUCCUUUUAAAAAAAAAUCAAUUAAAAAAAAAGAAAAGAAAAUUGUAUUUUACAUUGCUUUUUAAAGGAGAUCUUUUUUUAAAACUAUUUAACAAAGUCCAGUACUAAAUGGUCAAGUUGUCCUCACAAAAUCUUCUACACUUAAAAAAUAAAUAAAUUGUGCCUUGAGGGGUGUUAGUACGUUUACAUCUGUUCUGUAGUUUGCUCCAACAUGAGUUGUGUUUAGAAUUGGGUUCAAAUAAAUUCUCCCCUCCAGAUCUCCGGGCCAGACUCGGUCCCCAGCAUGGGGAGAACACGGCCCAGAACCUCGAGCCGCAUCUUUUCCCAUCGGCAGAACUAGGUUUCUAAGGGCUAAGACGCCAGCGAAGGACUAAGUGGUGGUGAUCACGUCCGUGUCUUUCCCGUUCCUUCUCCUCCCCUGCCCCAGUGGGCGGGGAUUGCUCAUGAGGUUGCUCUACUGUCAACUCUGUUUUAAACGUAGUUUCUUAGCUCUAACUGUAGCGUCGGUUGAGGAAACACUGCUGUACGUAAGCGGGCCCCGCGGGGCAAGCUCCUCGGGGCCCUUAGCCAGCGACGGACGCAGCCUAGCUUUUAUCACAGGAUGUUUUACCAAAUUGUUCACAUGGUUUGAAAUAAUAAAAUGUAGAAAGAAA